Paramecium pentaurelia is the source of this 627-nucleotide messenger RNA. Lineage: Eukaryota; Ciliophora; Oligohymenophorea; Peniculida; Parameciidae. The record is from the annotation of a GenBank genome assembly.
AAUGUAUAACUAUCAAUAAUAAACAGGUCCAGGAAGAUUAAUCUUUAAUAAUCUAAAACCUUUAGCUGCUGUAAAAUAUUUGAAUCAAACAAAUCAAAAAUCCAUUAUUUAUCCCUUAAGAAAACCAAAACCAGUUCCUGUUACUAAUUCUGUUUUCAGAAAUCAACCUACCAAAGGUGAUUUAUUUUUUGAUCCCAUUAAUCAUGAAGGAGGAUAACCUUUGUGCACUAUGUCUAUGGCAGAUUAUAAAGAAGAUGGAACAUGUCCAAAUUGCAAUAAAAAAUGUAAGAGUUAGUAUCAAUUUAUAAGUCCCUUUAAAUUAAUGGUAUUAUGAUCUCUCCCUUGCAAUGAUUAUUAUGCAAUUUAGAAACAAUCAAAACAAAAAGGAUAUUAUAGAAUGUGUUAAAUAUUAUGAUGAUGGAGAAUAUGAAAUACUCUAUACUGAUUAUUAGGAAGCAUAAGAGACUGAUUAAUACUUGAAUAAUGAUCCAAUUAUUGAUGAGUUGAUUGGAGUCCAAAAAGAAAUUUUACAAAGAGUUGGAAACAAUCAAAAUGUCAUUCUAGAACAAAGUCCAGAUCUUAUAGAGAAUUUCACAAAAAUCAUAGAGAGUGCCUUAUAAUAAUGAU